AACCGCGACACAGAGCCCUGGAGAACCGGAUUCACGUUUUGAGGUCUGUUGCAAGCCAGAGCCCAAGCACAAAUGCUGGUCCCUGCUACAAACUCUGGUCCAGACAGCGCCGUUUUGAUGCUAAUGUGUCGCCGAGUUGUCCCUGCUGGGUAGAAUUCCUGAGUAAAGCGCGGGUGCUCCUGGGUCCUGGAUGCGCGCGCCCAGCCAUGCGUGACCGCACGCACCCGUGACGCGGAGAUGCUGCAGAGGCUGCGCUCGUCCCUGCGUCGGGUGCCUGCUGGUGGCUCUCCCAUCAUACCUCUAUCGCCUGCCCCGCCGAACUGCAACCCCGGGCUCUCGGCAGCGCCGCUGUGCCACGCAUUUCCACGCGCCCGCAGCUUUGUCAUGGCCUACUUGUCCCGGGCAACUGCAACCCUGGCCCGCCAGGACUGCAGUAAUGGAUGUUCGGCAUCGUAUGCUGAAGAAGAAGAAUUAGAAGCUUCGACCGAGUCGUAUGAUGAAGAAGGAGGAUCAGAAGCUUCGACCCAGACGUUUAGGGCCAAAGAUCUCAUUAUCACAAAAGCCGAUGUCUUAAAAAAGAAGCCCGACCCCAGCUCGCUGGUCUUUGGAGCUUCGUUCACUGACCACAUGCUGAUGGUGGAGUGGACCUCCAAGUAUGGAUGGGAUAAGCCUCACAUCAAGCCUUUUGAAAACUUGUCCAUACAUCCCGCUGCCUCUGUUUUGCACUAUGCUGUGGAAUUGUUUGAAGGCUUGAAGGCUUUUCGGGGAGUUGAUAACAAGAUCCGAUUGUUCCGGCCGGACCUCAACAUGAAAAGAAUGUGCCGAUCUGCCGUGAGGACCACUCUGCCGGAGUUUGACAAGGAGGAGCUUCUGCAAUGCGUUCUUCAGCUCAUACAGCUCGACCGAGAGUGGGUCCCCUACUCAACCUCUGCCAGUCUGUACAUCCGCCCCACAUUCAUCGGGAUUGAGCCAUCGCUUGGAGUCAAGAAGCCUUCUAAAGCUCUGCUCUUUGUGAUUUUGAGCCCCGUGGGAUCUUAUUUUUCUAAUGGGACCUUUUCUCCGGUGUCCCUGUGGGCCAACCCAAAGUUCGUCAGAUCCUGGAAAGGUGGGACUGGAGACUUCAAGAUGGGCUGCAACUAUGGAUCUUCCCUUCUGGCGCAGUGUGAGGCGGCAGAGAACGGCUGUCACCAGGUCCUGUGGCUGUACGGCAAGGAAAACCGGAUAACUGAAGUGGGCACGAUGAAUCUCUUCCUCUACUGGAUAAACAAAGAUGGAGAAGAAGAACUGGCGACGCCUCCGCUAGAUGGCGUCAUUCUCCCAGGAGUCACUCGGCAGAGCAUCCUGGAGCUGGGAGAAGAGUGGGGCGAGUUUAAGGUGUGCGAGAGACACAUCACCAUGGAUGACCUGUCCACCGCCCUGGAGGAGAACAGAGUGAAGGAGAUGUUCGGCUCGGGGACAGCCUGCGUUGUCUGCCCAGUUGCCAGUAUUCUGUACAAGGGCCAGAUGCUGCACAUUCCAACCAUGGAGAAUGGCCACAAGCUUUCAAGUCGCAUCAUGGCAAAGUUGACUGAUAUCCAGGUAGCCAUUUUCACCACAUGGGGUUGGGGACCAGCAGGGGGAGGUGGCUCAGGGGAUAAGAGCAUUUGCUGUUCUUGUAGAGGACCUGGGUUCAUGUCCCAGCAUCCCCAUGUCAACUCAGCUCUGGUUCUAGGAGUUCUGGAACAUUCUUCUGUGUGCCUCAUACUCAGAUGCAUAAAAGAAAAAUAAAUAUUCAAAAAAAAUCUCCUUAGGCCUCAGUUUGUGGUCCAAUGAGAGAGACCAUGCUUAGUGCUAAAGCUUUGUCCUCCAUGUAUUAGAACCACAAAGGGAAGAUGUGAAAUGGUGUAAUUCAAGGCGAGUAUUAAACUCAGGGAAGAUAUUCGUGACAGAAUGAGUGAGGUUGAGUGAGGCAGAAGGGGGAGAGAGACGAUAAGAAAAAGAAGAGUGGGGAGCGGGGUAUUCGUGAGGGACUUGGAAUCAGCUAGCCUUCCAGAAUAAAUGCAAUUUUCAAUACUUAAAAUUCUGAUUUAAGAGUACAACAUGUUAUUGUAAAAAAUGGAAAAUAUAUUAAAAAUAGGAGAAGGGGUUGGAAUAUAGUGAUACUGUCUUUACCUACCAUGUGGUGAGGUCAGGUCACAUCCCAAUACCCAGAACUGAGUGGGAAGGAAUGAAGAAGAAUUAAAUAUAUCCAAUGGCUGUUAAUUCUGAAUUUUGAAUAUUUUCAACUUCAACAUUAUAUAAGCAUGUAUCUGUUAACGUAUGUAUUUCCCAACAAGACAGUUGUAAUUAAACAUAAUUUUGUUACCUGCCUUUUCUAUAUAAUAAGCCAUCCGCUUUUAUCUCCUGAAUUUCUCAGGCUGGGGACAAAGCUCAGUUGUUGGGGGUCCUUGUUUACUGGGCACAAAGCCUUGGGGUCAAACCCAGCCUCUCACACACCAGACUGCCAGUCACACUUGUAAUCUUUUUAUAGCCAGACCUCGGGAGGACCAGAGGCCAUCCUCCGCUAAAGAAACUUCCAAGCUAGCCUGGGCUAUAUGAAACCCUGUCUCAAAAAACCAAAACUAAUUUAGAUAAGUAAUGAAGGAGGAAAAAGGAUAGUCUACUGUUUCACACCAGUGAGAUGCUUUUCGUAAAGCUCUUUCAUGAGAAAGUUGGUGGGGGCGGAGCACAUCUUUAAUCUCAGCACUUUGGAGGUAUGGGCAGGGGAUCUCUGAGUUCAAGGCCAGCCUGGUCUACAUAGGGAGUUCAACUUUACCAGGGCUAUAUAGUGAGGACUUUUAUUUAUUUAUUUAUUUUAAAGAUUUAAAUAGAGAAGAUGCAUGAAGGGGAUGAAUGCUUAAAUGUUUGUCACCCACAGAAUUCAGGUCCCCAGAAUCCUGUGUAAAUGCCACAGGUCAUGACAACCCAUCCAGCAAUUCCAGCUUUUGAAAGAGAGCCAGGGGAUCCCCAGAGCUGGUUAGUAAGACCAGCCGUAUCCAUGAGCUCUGGGCUUGACUGAGUGACCGGAUCUCUCUGAGUAAGGAAGAAGAGUAUCAACCGUAGGACUCUCCAUACACACGCACAUUUGGGUAUCUACAUAUACAUAUGUCUGCACACGUAUAGACAUGCCUACACACGGACAGCACGUGUACAAUGGAAAAGGGAAAGAAAAAAGAUGCAUGUGGUAGAACGGUUGAGAAAACCUCAACUUCCCCCCGUUUAUGCACUUUAGUGGCCGUGACGCUAAAUACAGUAUCAAGGCUGACGAAGCAGCCUGUCUAGUCCAGUGCUCCCUGUUGCAGGUGCCUGCUGGUAAUUGGUAAUUCGGCACUUGGCCGGUGGAAGUGGGGGGAGGGGAGACCGGAAGUUCUCAGUUGUUGUCAGAGACUUCCAGUCUCAAGCCAGCCCUGGCUACAAGAGAGCGGGUCUUUAAAAACAAAACCAAACAACGCCCCCCAUCCCCCACCUCCCCUGGUUCACUCAGAAUCCAUACUGAACGCAGACAAAGGUUGUAACCGCAGGCACAGGAGAUCAGAGAUGACUCAGAGUCAGUCACUAGCACACGCACCCCGUGUCCCCCAACGUGUUAAGCAACAGGGCCUUCCAUCCAUAAUCAAAACCACAUCUUUUUCCCCUUCAAUUAUUUUAUGCUUGUGUCCUCAGGUCUCCAAAUUAUCCUCUUACAGGAUGGCAAAUUGGUGCUGUUAGCCAAGCGACUAGCUUGUCUGUUUCCAAGAAAAAUAAUUUUUAGUAAUUACUGAGGGGGGGGAAAAGAAGUAGGAUGUUACAUCAUGUUUGACAUUUGAUCUCUUUGGGCGUUACAUGGAAACAUGAUGUUUCUCUACAAAGUGUUCCACAAAAUUAAAGACAAGCGUAAAAACCACACACACACAAAAAAAGCAAAACCCAAGCUCUUGCCAGUGUGACUCAGGGGGAAUUUUUGAAACCUCAGAUGUGUAGACUUUUUUCGGGUAAGUACUGCUCUGGAGAAACCAAUUAUCCACAUUGAUCCCUGGGUGCUAGGUUACUCAACAAAUACCUCUAGCAAAAGGUACAGGCCCAAUACAAGGUUGUUUUGUGCCCCCCCCUCCUUUUAUAAUCAAAAGGGAGAGGCACUCCUGGGUCUUUACAAAGCUGAGGUGAACUCGGCCUCGCUGCUUGCCCUUCUGUUUUUGCCCAUCCUAUACUCCCAGCUCCCAUUCUAAGGUCUCCUCUCGCCUGCAAAUGCUCCUUUAGUUUCACGACGUCACCGUCUCUGCCGGAGCUCCUACCAUCCGGUUGCGUUAUACAGUUAUAGCUGGUUUUCAGUGUUCGUCCCUGUAGGAACUUUUUCCCUUAGGUUUGUUUUUGAGACAGGGUCUCUCUGUGUACACCAGGCUGGCCUUGAACCCUACAGCAUUCCUCCGGAGCAUGUACGGCUCACCUCCUGUGGAAACCUUUUAAAUAACCUCUUGAGCUACCUAAACUCAGAAGUUCAAUUAUAAUCGGUCACACUGGUCCCCUCCUAGGGCUGUUUGAAUGCUGGGGUUUGAGGUUUUGCUUUUGUUGUUUUGUUUUGCUUUGUUUUAAACUUCUCUUUAUGCCUCCUAGGGUUUAGCACAGGUCUAGGGUAGAGUCCACAGACAGUAAUAUUUCUUUUUUUUUUUUUUCGGAGCUGGGGUCCGAACUCAGGGCCUUGUGCUUGCUAGGCAAGCGCUUUACCACUGAGCUAAAUCCCCAACCCCUGUAAUAUUUCUUCAUCGAAACAUGGAGUGGGAUGGCAAGACAAUGUUUUUAAAUGCCAAUCGUGUGUUGCUCCUGCGUUUUUACAUCUCCUAGGGAGAGCUAGGGGAUGUCUUGAACGAUAUGGCCUCGAUGGGUUUCAUGUUAUUAAGCGACAGACUUGAGCUAGUAAUUUUAUAACAAGAAAGGCUUUGUCUAGUUCACGGCUUCAGAGAUUCAACACUGGUCCGGUCUCUGAUGACACUGGCAGGUGGCAGGUCCCCGUGCAGCUUAGGGGGUGGGGGGUGGGGUCUGUCCUUUUCAAGGCAAUGGCUCCAGUGAGCUAAGGGCCGAGGCCACACCUUAAGUUCUGCUGUUAUUUGCCAGCUCCACCGUGGGGACAGAGCCUUCAAACCAGGCCUUUGAAGAGACGAGACAGACAGCACGUUGAGGCAAGCGUCAGAUUCUUCCUCGUUAUCCUAUCAAUGUGGAUAUUCAUAUCAUCAUGCCUGCCUCCGGGUGGCUGGAGCCUAGGCCUCAGGCAUCAGGGAAAGGGGUGUGAGGAAUGAACUCCUGUUUCACGGAGUAGGAAAAGGAAGCUGCAGGUUCAUAGUGAGGUUAUUACCAUGUUAUUGAUCGAUUGAGAUAGUCUCUUACAGCCUAGGCUAGCCUUAAAUGCCUAUAGAUCCCCACUGCCUUCACCUCCCAAGUGCUGGUACUACAGAAGACUCUUGUUUUUAAGUCUGUGGGAAGAGAGGGGCGGGGUGUGUGCACUUGUAAGUGCCAGUGAGCAUGAAAGCCAGAGAGGGUUCUGAAUCCGACUGGAAUUAGAGACUUUUGAACCCAGGGGCUGACUGAAGCCAGGUCCUCUGGGAGAUAGGCCCGAGCUCUUAGCUGCUGAGCCCCUGCCGCAGCCGAUGGAGCCCGUGAGGGUGGGUUGAGCUGCUCUCUCUCAGACUGAAACACCACGGUUGUCUUUGCUUUUGUUGCAGUAUGGACGGAUCAAGAGCGAAUGGACACUGGAGUUGCCCUAAUGGGAGAGCUCAGGGUAUCGGUGACGGGGUGCCACAGAAGACCGACUCCUGUCCUCGAGCUGGGACAACCUGUGACUAUUUUAACUCCUUGUAGUUCCAUUGUUCAUUGUUACCAAACGAGUUUGUGUCCCCCCCCCCCCCCCGUGAGCCAAGAAAAUUGCCAGUGUUAAGUGUCACCUGUGAACAUGAUAGUAGCUGCUUUACUGUACCUUUCCUUGGAAAGCUAUCAAUGAAUAAUUGCCUCCCCUCACUCCAUACCAGAUCCUUAGUAGGAGAAUGGGUUCCCCCACCAAUGAGAUGACUGUGUGCUGGAAGGGCUACUGAGGAAAUGCCAUAGGCGGCCUCCCUGUGACUCAUGGGCACCCUCAGAGCGGGAGCCCUUUGUUACUUUUGCUGGCUGGUAAGGUUCUGUUGUUUACGUUUUUGUUUGUUUGUUUCUAAUUGGGGAAGAUUUGGGCUCCCUGUGAAGCCCUGCUGGCCUGGUAUUCCGUGAUGUCUGCCCAGGCUGGUCUCAGACUCGGAGCGGGUCUUCCUGUCUCACACAGCCUUCUGGAUGCUGGGGCGAUGGACAGGUGUGAUACCUUGAUUUGUUUCUGUCUUUUAAACAAAAGUUUGGUCGGCUGGAUUUCGUUUCUCCGCGCUUCUGUAAGUCCCUGAGUCCGCGCUAAGGUGACCGUGCCCCUUCUUGGUAUCAUGGCCUGCACUAAUGUCACCGAAGGUGUCUGUGAGGCUCACUGCCCUUUUUCUGUAACUAUACCUGGCUGCUCACUGCGCUGCUAUGAGACUAGGGGUCCUGUGCCUUCUAGAUCUUUGUAUCCUCAAAGCCCAGCACAUAGUAAGUAUUCAGUACUUGUUUACCAUGAGAAUGAACAUAGAAGUGUACUUUCUGUCUCUCCAUGCUGAAACCCUUUCGGAAACCACGCCUGAUUCGGGCAGCAUGUAGCAGUAUUUAUCUUAGGCUGUCUUUCUUGUCCCUGGACUCCUCCAGACAGCAUGGAGGAAUUCUGUUUUAAGAUUAUCUUGGAGUUUAAGUGAUUGCCCUGGAAAAAUGAAAUGUACCAACCAUGUGGAAAUGACAGCUACUGUACAUUAUGUAUGAAAUGCCAAAUAAAGGGACAAGUUGGGAGAUAAA
Messenger RNA from Rattus norvegicus (Norway rat), 6885 nucleotides. The record is from RefSeq and is a predicted model, not a curated record. Lineage: Eukaryota; Metazoa; Chordata; Mammalia; Rodentia; Muridae.